AAAAAUCAAUAGUCGCCGCCAUAUUUUUUCACUAGACUCACAGACCAACGCGCUAUCCGAAUAAUGUUUAGUUAAAUAAGUUGAUUAAGAUAAGUUAAAGUUGAAAGUGUAUCGAGUACGCGACAGAGCAAUUACCAAGUGACCUUUUGGCAGAAGCGAUUCCCCGUGCACAGUAAUAAUAGCCUUAAUCGCCAGUCUCCGGCAUCCGAGUGGUCUUCUUCUUCCUCCGGCUCUUGCAGUCUUAAAAUCCGCGUUUGAUUCCGAGGAGGCCCAGUGCUAGUGCUAGUGCGCGUGUUCCAGAGUGCGAGAUAAGCCAGCCAGGAGCAUGGAAGGAUCCUCAGUGUCCUCCCCUUCGAUGGGUGGCCCACGUGGAGGCGGUUUUCGCGGACGCGGUGGAGGAGCCCCCAUGCGAGGUGGCUUCGAUCGCGGACGUGGUCGUGGCGGACGCGGUCACUUCAUGGGCGGCAUGCGCGGGGGCGGCGGCAGCGGAAUGGGCGGGGGACCGCCCAUGCAGGGCAUGAUGUCGGGUCCUCCACGGGGCAUGCGUGGUUCCCGCGGCGGAAUGGGCUACCAGGGACGCGGCGGUGGCUACCAGCCGCGCGGUGGAGCUCCCAUGGGCAUGCGCGGCGGACGCCCUCCCUUGUACUCACAGCCUCCCAAACAACACACAGGUGCCGACAACAACAAGACCGUCUCUCCAGUGCCCACUUCGGCGAUCAGUGGAGAACAGCCAGUCGUUGAGGCAGCCGGGGAUGAGGUCACCGAUGGUCAGUCAUCAUCAGGCGGUGUUCCCUCAAGCAACUCGCAUGGCGGCAGUUCCGCCCCUGGUGGCAGCAAUGGCGGAGGACCUCCUCCGUAUCUGGGCCGUGGUCGUGGACGCGGUGGUCCUUUCAGCGGACGCGGACGCGGCGGCGGAGGCUAUGAACGGCACAUGAACGGCAGCGGCGGCGGCAGCAUGUACGGCAGCUCCCACAGCCACCACAGCAACUCCCUGGGCGGUGGUCCGGGCGGAGAGCACGGCUCGAUGCCCAGGCGCGGAGCCCCGCGCGGCAGGGGCGGCUACAAUCAAGCUCUCAAACGCGGCGCUCCCGGUGGUCCUGGUCCCAAACGAGGUCGCUAUGAGGGCGGUCCCUACGGUCAACGGCCCAUGACGCCCAAAUACCACUCCACACAGCAGCACAUGGGUGGCGGCGGAGGCGGUGGUAUGUCCUCGCAGUCCUCCUAUGGCUCACCGCCAAGUCACCAUGCGCCAGCUCCAAGCCACCACAGCUACCAGACCCACGACCAGACUCAGCAAGUGGAUCCGUACGCGCAGAGCGGCUACAGCACCCAAACCACUCAGCAGGGAUACAACGGCUAUGGCCAGAGCGGCAGCAGCAGCUAUGCAGCUCACACAUCGCAGACAAGUGCUCCGGCCAGUAGCAGCUAUGCGGCCCACCACGGCACUGAGUAUGAUCAGAGCCAGUAUCAGAACUACAAUUCGACAGGCUAUGCCGCUCCCCAGGACACGCGCUAUCAGUCGUACAGCCAGGAUUACAGCCAGCAGUACGGCUCAACUGCCGUGGACUACAAUGCCACCGGGCAAGCGGACUACACCCAGCACGGACAGCAGAGCGCUGGCUAUGAUGAGCGCGCCUAUGCAGGUUAUGAUUCGCAGGCCUACUCCCAGAACUAUUCGAAUGCAGCCGCCUACUACUAAACAACCGCAAUCCCCUCCCACCCCUGACGGCACACUAGAGAUCAGAACGCUGCGCGUGCUCCGAUAGGCCAAGAAACCAAAUAAAAAGGGAUUAGGGCAUACAGAAAUCGAGUAACAGGAAGGGAAUCUAUGUUUAAUACAGCAAUUAACUUGCUAUACAUAAUACACAACACACACACACGCGGACACUCAGAACAUACAAUUUUAGUUGUAAGGAUACAGUUCUCUUUUUCUUAGCAUUUAAGCCAACUCGUGUUGCAACGUCUUUCUAUAUAAACCCCCUGCCCAAAUUUAUUUUUUCCAUUUGUUUUUGUUUUGUCUCCCCACGAACCCUGAUCAAAAAUAUUGAAAAUACCUGCAUUGCCUGUUGUUUAAUGUUUUCUUAAUAGACAACCGGAGCUAGCCUGCACUGAGCUCCAGCCUAAACAAACCUUUAUGUGCUCCUUCUUAGAUUCAUUUACAAUUACGAUUCAACUGUGACCAAAGUAUGCUAAAAUCAUAUUUUUUAUAUGACGGAAAACCACGAGUACAUACAUGAUCUUCUCGAAGAACUAAACUAAAUUUAAAAUUGUGUGAGUCAUGUAAAAUUGUAUACAAAUGAAUGCAAUGUAUAUUUUAGUAGUUAAGCUCAAAACCGCAAACGACUCUCAACACACUGAAAGUUGAUUUCCAAUCCCUAUAUACUCCUGAAAAGCGAUUAUGAUUUUGCAAGAAUGUGUUUUUCUUUUCGUAACCAUCUUGACGUGAAUGACAGAAGCCAGUCUUAUUAUUUUCUUUUUGUUUAUACAGUUAUCUUAUAUCUUUUCUUAUAGCCACAAUUUAAGCAACAAAAUUUCGUAAUUAUGUAACUCCUUUAAACUAAGCUGAGAAAAACAAGUAACGAAAUACACAAAAUAUAUUAGCAAAUGAUGCAAAAAUCAUAACCAUUAUCAAAGUCAAUAAAAUAAUGUUCAAAAA
This is a messenger RNA of Drosophila elegans, 2656 nucleotides long. Its product is annotated as glycine-rich cell wall structural protein 1. The record is from RefSeq and is a predicted model, not a curated record. Lineage: Eukaryota; Metazoa; Arthropoda; Insecta; Diptera; Drosophilidae.